This is a messenger RNA of Pongo pygmaeus (Bornean orangutan), 632 nucleotides long. RefSeq names its product ripply transcriptional repressor 1 (gene RIPPLY1). Gene Ontology annotation, cellular component: nucleus. The transcript has 4 exons. Bases 1 to 453 code for a protein of 150 amino acids. NCBI's taxonomy places the organism in Eukaryota, Metazoa, Chordata, Mammalia, Primates, Hominidae. Gene Ontology annotation, biological process: embryonic pattern specification; negative regulation of transcription by RNA polymerase II. The record is from RefSeq and is a predicted model, not a curated record.
AUGGACUCUGCUGCCUGUGCUGCUGCUGCCACCCCUGUUCCAGCCCUGGCUCUGGCCCUAGCUCCAGACCUAGCACAAGCCCCACUGGCACUCCCUGGCCUGUUAAGCCCAUCUCCCCUUCUCUCCUCUGGACAAGAAGUAGAUGGGAGUGAAAGAAGAACUUGUCUCUGGAGGCCCUGGCUGUCUUCCACAAAUGACUUUCCAAGGCAGAUGAGGAAGCUGGUGGAUUUGGCUGCUGAUGGGGCAACGGCUGCUGAGGUCACCAAGGCUGAAUCCAAGUUCCAUCACCCUGUCAGGCUCUUCUGGCCUAAAUCCUGCUCCUUCGACUAUCUGUACAGUGCUGGGGAGAUUUUACUGCAGAACUUUCCUGUCCAGGCAACCAUCAACCUAUAUGAGGACUCAGACAGCGAAGAAGAAGAGGAAGAUGAAGAGGAGGAUGAAGAAGAGAAGUAGGAGGCCAAUGAAAAGGGGCCAGAAGAGUGUGUGAGGGUACCAGGGUCCAUACCCUACAGCGCCACAGCUCAUCCCCCUUCCCCACCCCUAACCUAUCCAAAUGGAGGCAGCCAGAGUCUGACUGGGGUUCAGUUUAUCUGGCGAGUUUUCACAGACAUCAAUUAGCCAGGAGUAUUAGU